GACGUAAUGAUCCCAGUAUACCAUAGAGACUCUGAACUUUUACGUAGAAUCAGGAAGUGAGUUGCGGACAACGGUUAGACAUUAUCUGGAGCAGCGUCAAGUCGAGGUACAAAAUAAGUAGUGGGGGUGGGUGGGAACCAGAAGUGAACGAGAAAGGGACGAAGAAGAUGGCGUCGUUCAUUACAGUGCAACUAAAGAAAACCUCGGAGGUAGACUUGGCAAAGCCUCUCUGCAAGUUCAUCCAGCAGACCUAUCCGGGUGGAGAAUCUCAGGCCGAACAUUGCCGAGCCGCCGAAGAACUCAGUAAGCUGCGCAAGAGCGCGCUCGGGCGCUCGCUCGACAAGCAUGAGAGCUCGCUGGAGACCCUCCUGAGAUACUAUGAUCAACUGUGUUCCAUAGAACCAAAAUUUCCAUUUUCUGAAAACCAGAUCUGUGUAACUUUUACCUGGAAAGAUGCUUUUGACAAGGGGUCACUGUUUGGAGGAUCUGUUAAACUUGCUCUGGCAAGUUUAGGCUAUGAGAAAACAUGUGUGUUAUUUAAUUGUGGAGCAUUGGCCAGUCAAAUAGCAUCAGAACAGAAUCUUGAUAGUGAUGAAGGGAUGAAAGCUGCCGCAAAAUAUUAUCAGUUUGCUAGUGGUGCCUUCCAGCAUAUAAAAGAUACGGUCCUCUCUUCAUUGAAUCGAGAGCCUACAGUUGAUAUUUCUCCAGAUACAGUUGGCACACUAAGUCUUAUCAUGCUGGCUCAAGGUCAAGAAGUUUUUUUUUUGAAAGCUACCAGAGAUAAAAUGAAAGAUGCAAUCAUAGCUAAACUUGCAAACCAAGCUGCUGAUUACUAUGGUGAUGCAUUCAAACAGUGCCAGUACAAGGAUACCUUACCCAAGUAUUUUUAUUUCCAGGAGGUGUUCCCUCUUCUGGCUGCAAAACACUGCAUAAUGCAAGCCCAUACAGAGUACCAUCAAUCUGUACUGGCAAAGCAACAGAAGAAAUUUGGUGAAGAAAUUGCAAGAUUGCAACAUGCUGCUGAUCUUGUAAAAACAGUGACAUCUCGUUAUGAUGAAUAUAUAAAUGUUAAAGACUUGUCUGACAAAAUCAACCGUGCACUUACUGCUGCAAAGAAGGAUAAUGACUUCAUCUAUCACGAUAGAGUUCCUGAUCUUAAAGAUCUUGAGCCAAUAGGAAAAGUCAGUCUUGUGAAAGCAACUCCCAUGACUAUCCCUCUGAGUCAGAAAUUUACAGAUUUGUUUGAGAAGAUGGUUCCCAUGGCAAUUCAGCAAGCUCUUGCUGUCUACAACCAAAGAAAGGCAGACUUGGUUAAUAGAUCAAUAGGGCAGAUGAGAGAGGCCACCAAUUUGGCAAAUGGAGUGCUAGCAUCUCUUAAUCUUCCUGCUGCUAUUGAAGAUGUUUCUGGGGAUAGUAUUCCUCAAUCUAUUCUACAGAAGUCUAAGUCAGUGAUUGAACAGGGAGGCGUUGAAGCAAUAGAUCAGUUGAUGAAAGAUCUUCCUGAAUUGUUGCAGAGAAAUAGAGAGAUUCUGGAUGAGUCACUAAGGAUAUUGGAUGAAGAAGAAGCAACAGACAAUGAGUUGAAAAACAAAUUCAAGGAACGUUGGCAAAGAACAUCAUCAAAUGAUUUAUACAAGUCUUUGAGGGCAGAAGGAAGCAAUUUCCGUAAUGUACUGGAUAAAGCAGUACAAGCUGACAAACAGGUUAAGGAACGGUACCAAUCUCAUCGAGAUACAAUUUCAUUGUUAUGUAAAUCAGAACAAGAACUUAAUGCAGCCAUUCCAUCAGCAAAUCCAGCAAAAACAAUACAAGGGAGUGAGGUAGUUAACAUCUUAAAAUCGUUGCUAGCUAGUCUGGAUGAAGUAAAAAAGCAGAGAGAACAACUCGAGAAUGAUCUUAAAUCAGUAAGCUUUGACAUGACAUCUAAAUUCAUAAUAGCACUCGCACAGGAUGGUGCUUUAAAUGAAGAAGCCAUUUCUGUCAUGGAGUUGGAUAAUCUUUAUGGUGGUCUUACUCAUAAAGUACAGGAGACCCUGAAGAAACAGGACGAGCUGCUUAACACCAUUCAGAAUUCUCAUCAGGAAUUUUCUAAGAUGAAACAGUCAAAUAACGAAUCCAAUUUAAGGGAAGAAGUUCUGAAGAAUUUAGCUAUAGCUAAUGACAACUUUGUGGAACUUACAGCCAACUUGAAAGAAGGCACAAAGUUCUACAACGAAUUGACUGAAAUCCUAUUGAAAUUCCAAAACAAAUGCAGUGACAUUGUGUUUGCCCGCAAAACAGAAAGAGAUGAACUUCUGAAAGAUUUGCAGCAGACUAUUGCCAGAGAACCCAGUGCUCCUUCUUUUCCUUCUGUGCCUGCAUAUCAAACUGUUCCCUCUGGGGGAAACAAGCCCUCUGCAUCCUCUACUCCAACUCCAGCUCCCCGAACCAAUGUGGUAAGUAAAUCAACAGUAAAGUUGUUGUUUUGUACUUCCUCUGUUUCAGUCAAUUCAGUAAAUUGGAAGAGCAGCCUUGUAUGCUGAAUACUAUAUUUUAAAAAAUUGCAAUGCAAAGCACGGAUGAAAAAGAAUCUAUUCAUAGCCCAAAUAGAUGAGAGAGAGAGAGAGAGAAAGAGAAAGAAAGAUAGUAUUACGUUUCUCUAAUCAAAAUAGCAUUUGAAAACUAUUCUACUUUUCUUGAUAAUUGAUAAUUUUGAGAUUUGAGAUUUGGUUUUUCUAACAAAAUUCUAGACUACAUAGAAUUGUUCUGUGGUUCUGUGGUGAUGGUAGCGGUGGAUGAAGCAAAAGAGAAGGGAUGAUUGAUAGGACACAGGAACAAUGAAGUGUUUAACCCUAAUAUUGCCUUAUAUCCACAGCUUGAUAGUGAUUGUGAAUAUUAUGUAUCAUUUGGAGAUUAAAGCUACUGUAUUUGCAAUUUAGAAUAUAAUCUAUUUUGUGAUGCUAUGAAUUGCUAUCAUAAAUAUAUUUUGUCAAAUUUACUAGUUAGAUAAGAAAGAUGAAAGAUCAUCCUUGAUUUAAAUAAGUAAUUUAAGAAAGGCUUCUGGUCUUCCGGUGACAUCUUCCUCAUUGACAGAUCGGAGACCGUGAUCGUCCGUGGCUUCGAUCUGUGCUCUCCCGUCAGAGGGCCCCGAUCACCUGCAUUUGGGGCCAGAACCAUCCUGUAGGGGUGGUGAAGAGGGGAGAGACCGUGAGCUGGAUAGAGAGGAGCUGCAUUUCCAUUCCCUGGCUAGACAUUUUAUUCCCCUCCGAAGACGGCUGUAGUGGUGGUUAAUAUGGCCACCCUGAAGCGGAAGAACUAACCUGGAUAAGAUUGUGCAGGAGCAGUGAAGAAGAGGACAGCUUGAAAACCGAGCUAAACAGGUGCAACAUUUAAAUAUAAGAUACCCCAGAAUUAAAAUUUUAAGGAAUUUAUGAGAGACAAUUAAAGUGGCAGCCAGAGAAAGUGAAGAAAAAACGUUUGACAGCUGACAGUGACUUUGAAACCUGAAAGGAAGAAGCCAGAAGCAGAUAUUUGUUUAAAUUGGAUAAAUAUAUGAUCUUGGCAUCAAAUAGGCAUAACUAAAGCUGAACUUGAAUGUGUCAAAGAAAAAAAUAAAAAAUAGUAUUUGUAUAUUUGGACUUAUUGGAACUUUGAAUUUCUAAAGCUCUAAAUAGAGAGAAAAAGAGAAAGGGAAAAAGGAUGGAAUUUGGAUAUAAUAGAGAGUGCCAUCUAGUGGUAAAAGAAAUUAAGAAUUUCUAUAACCUGUCUCCUACAAAAGCUUAUUUUGAUACAAAGUAAGUAAGACCUUGUUAACAACAAAAUAGAGACCCUGGAAAAUGAAAGUGGAAUACUGAAUAUUAAAACAAAGAAAGAAGCAGGAAGAAAUUAACGGGAUUGUUUGGUGUUUUUGGCAUAAACUUCAAUUCAUGGACAUUAGAUUAUUUGUUGAAUCCGGGAAAACCUGAAGAGGAAUUAAGAAAAGCUGAUCGUUGGAAAUAAAUUUUAUAGACAUUGGCUGAUUCAAAUUACUGGAUAAUUGUGGACAUAAAGAGUAAAGAAAGAUAUAUAAAUAUACAUAGCAGAAGUGUUUAAAAAUGGCAGAACUUUUUUUGGAAUUAAAAUGGAACUAAGAAAUGUGCAGGAAAUACUACAAGAAAAAGGCAAGUUGUUUGGUUUUGCCUUACAGUUUUUAGAAAAGGCAAUUUUAGAGCAUGAAGAACAACAAGGAGUGCCAAAAGAGGAGGAGUUGAUUAAAGAAGAGGCCAUCUUUAAUGAACAAUUGGAGCAACGGAUAUUAAAGCAAAGGGAGAGAAGAAUGGGAAUUAAAAACUGGAGAUUUGAGGAGGCAAUUAAAAAGGAAUACUUUGAAAACCAAACAAAGCAAAAGGAAACAGCAGAAAAGGGAAUUACAGAAGGAAGCUUUAAAGAGGGAGGGGGAUAAAAAUCGGAGUAA
Molecule: messenger RNA, 4432 nt
Organism: Notechis scutatus (mainland tiger snake)
Lineage: Eukaryota; Metazoa; Chordata; Lepidosauria; Squamata; Elapidae
Source: RefSeq, a predicted model, not a curated record